AGUCCAGAAUUGAGGGCUGUAGAGGGCUUUUCCCCGCCCCACAGCCAAUGGUCGGAGCCUCCAGUGGUGCUCACAGCUCACACUUGGGAUUGAAGUUUGGAGUCGCCACCAGACCCGCUCAGGGCGGGGACAGGGACCGCCAUUCCUGCAGCGGCUUCUACUCCCGCCCCGCUCAGCCCACAGAGGGCAAUGGCGGCGCCCCCGCUGAGGAGACGGGCUGAGGUUGGCGUGACCUUUGAGGACAUUGCCCUGUACUUCUCCAGGGAGGAAUGGAGCCUCCUUGAUGAGGGUCAGAGACAGCUGUACCUGAAUGUGAUGCUGGAGAACUUUGAACUUAUAUCCUCGCUGGGUUGCUGCUGUGGAGCAGAGAACGUGGAGGAAACGACUGAACAGAAGGUUUCUGUAAGAUUGUCACAGGCAAGGAAUCCCAAGGUAGUUUUGUCUUCCCAGAAGAGUCACCCCUGUGAGAGUUGUGGGCUAGUCUUGGGAAACAUUUUCCACAUGAUGGAGGGUCAGGAAACACAACACAGACAGAUACUGUUGAGAUGUGGGGCAUGUGCAAAACAAUUAUAUUUCCGUACAAAAUUUCACCAGCAGCAUAUGAGAGAGAAGUCUUUCAUUAGAGGUGUGGAGAGGAUCUCACUUGCAAACAGCUGCAAUUUCAAUGUGUCCCAGAAUGGUUUCACAUGCAGGGAGGUUGGGCAGGGUGUCCUUACGGGGUCAGGACAUUUACACCUAAAGGCUAUUCAGACCACAGACAGUCCAACUGCAAUUUCGACGUGUGCGAUGACAUUUCAAAGGAGAAAAAAUUAUUACAGUAGAAAAGAAUGUCAGAGAGACAUUAGUUGCACCCACACGUUUAUUCAGGAAAAAGGUGUCCAUCUUGGAAGUGGGUGUUGUGUGUGCUCUGAAUGUGGAAAAUAUUUUACCAAAUUAUCUAGCUUUCAUUAUCAACAAAGAGGUAACACGAGAGAAAAGCCGUAUGAAUGCAGUGAGUGUGGGAAAGCUUACACCAGUAGCACUGGACUUCGUCGUCAUCAGAGAUUUCAUAUGGGAGAAAAGCCUUAUAAAUGCAGUGAAUGUGGGAAAUCUUUUACCCAGAGCACUAAACUUCGUUAUCAUCAGACAGUUCAUACAGGAGAAAAGUCUUAUAAAUGCAGUCAAUGUGAAAAAUCCUUUAAAAGUAGCAGUGGCCUUCAAUAUCAUCAGAGAGUUCACACUGGAGAGAAGCCUUAUAAAUGCAGUGAAUGUGGAAAAUCUUUUGCACGGAGCAAUGCCCUUCGUGAUCAUCACAGAGUUCAUACAGGAGAAAAGCCUUAUAAAUGCAGUGAAUGUGGAAAAUCUUUUGCACUGAGCAAUGCCCUUCAUUAUCAUCAGAGAGUUCACACUGGAGAAAAGCCUUAUCAAUGCAGUGAAUGUGGGAAAUCUUUUACCACUAGCGCUGCCCUUCAUUGUCAUCAGAGAAUUCACAGUGGGGAAAAGCCUUAUCAAUGCAGUGAAUGUGGGAAAUCUUUUACCACUAGCGCUGCCCUUCAUUGUCAUCAGCGUUUUCAUCGAGUUCAUACAGGAGAAAAGCCUUAUAAAUGCACUGAAUGUGGGAAAUCUUUUCCCCAGAGCUCUGCUCUUUAUUAUCAUCAUAGACUUCAUACAGGAGAAAAGCCUCAUAAAUGCAGUGAAUGUGGAAAAUCUUUUCCACGUAGCAGUGCGCUGCAAUAUCAUCAGCGUGUUCACAGUGGAGAAAAGCCUUUUAAAUGCAGUGAAUGUGGAAAAUCUUUUACCCAGAGCACUGCCCUUCAUUAUCAUCAGAGACUUCAUACAGGAGAAAAGCCUUAUAAAUGCAGUGAAUGUGGGAAAUCUUUUACAAGGAGCAGUGGUCUUCAAUAUCAUCAGAGAGUUCACACUGGAGAAAAUCAUGAGUGCAAUUAAUAUGAGGUAUCUCUCAGCCAAAUUUCUAAAUUUGCUCUGCACAUAUGAGUCCAAAUGUGAGAAAUUUCACAGAUGUGUAGGAAAUGUAGUUUCUUAGUUAGGACUUAACAUUAGUACAAGAAAAUUUAUGUAUCCUCAUUUUUCUGAAUUGUAUCUCAUACUUUUAAUCACCUACAUUAUGUAAAGUUCCCAUAAGUGUUCUUGUUGUGUUUGUUUUUAUGUUGGAACACGGUGUAAUUAUGUUGCAUGUUCUAACAUAAAGAGAUGUUCUGCCAGAUCUAUGUCACUGCAUAUUUCUGUUGUAGAAGGUAUUUCAUCUGAACCACCUAUAAUGUCCCCUACAAAUGGCAUCAAUCACCAUCCUCAUGUGCCCGGGGAAGCUAAUUCUGUUGUCUUUUUUGUUGAAGAAAAUGAGGAAUACCUGAGUCCACAGUUCUUUCUUGUUUUCCUGUUAUGCGUUGCCACAUAGAACUCAUUAUUGUUGGCCCCAGUAAACAUAAUGUUGCAGAGGGAAUGCUUUCCCUGAAUGCCAGUGAUGAAUUUAUUGAGUGCCUGAGUCGUCAGUGGAAGAACUGCCAGUCUCAUGUCUCUUUGGUUUGUACAAUAAUGAAAGCUUUUCGUAAUACUUCUUUAAUCUUGGGUGUUCUAUUUACUGGGUGGGUUAGCUUUAAGGAGAUCGGGGCUCUCCAAGCAUGAUGAGGUGAACAACUUUUUUGGGGUCUCAAACAUUUUUGCCCUUGGGGCAACAGUAUGGUGCAGGAGUAGCUCAGCAGUUUUUGCAAAUUUACACUGCUGCCCAUAUUUUCCUAGGAAAUACUCUGGACUCUCUGAUCCUCAUGUGAUAUCUGGAUGCUUUGAGACAUAGAGAUCACUCCAAAGAGAAGGAAGUUGUGACAACUUCAAGUAUGUCUGGGAGCACGAAUUUUUUUCUUGUUUGCAAGGGAUGCCAAUACAUGUGAAGGGUAUCUCUUGCCCAGGUGUUGCAGAGGGCCAUGUGCCCUAAUGCUUACAAUUUCACGAGUGAUGGUCACUGGUUUGAGGACCAUAGCAGUGAGGGAAACCCUUUUACUGCAGGAACACUGACCUAAUUAUUGUUGGACAAAACUGCAGCCCAUUAGAUGGAAGGGUCCUCACCUAAGUGUGCAUCCAGGAAUUAUUUUGGGGAAAAGACUACAGGAGCUCUGUGUACGGAGAUCGGAGGGACCCCAUGCAUGUUUAUUUUCUGUGGAGCAGUCAUUGUCAUUGAUUAUAAUCAAGAUGUUUUGUGGCUCUUGUAGCUUCCCAGAUGUUCCCAUCAGAACCAUUGGUGCUCAGGCAGCAAAACAGAAAUGGAGACAAAGGCUGUCUUUAGUCCAAGGAUGUGGCUUUUGUGGGUUUGGGUGAAAGUUCUUCAUCGUAUGUUACAUUUUCUGUACUGACAUGAGACUCUCACCCAGCGGGCAUAUGAAUGUGGAAUGAAUAUAGAAUUUCGAAACCUGUUCUUCCAAAAUAGAUGAGCGUACAUUUGUUUUAUCUUGAACCAUUUUUAACAGUUGUAAUGAGUAAGUUAUAUGUGUUAAGUAUAGUGUUUCAUAACUAUUGACAUGUGCAUGAAAUGAAACCAUCAUUAUAGUCAUAAUGCUGACUAUAUGUUACACAGUGUAAUUGCUUCAUGACCUCUUUUAACGUGUCCCUGUUCUUCACAGCUUUCCUAGUUUCCAUGGAUUUACAUUUCACUUUCAUAGAGUACUUUAUUUUCUUUGAGUAUUUUUCUGCUUUAAUUUAGUUUUCAUAAAUACUUGUAGAUUUAUUCAACUUAUAUUAGUAACUCAACUUUUUUCCUGAUAGAUAUUUUUUUAAAAAAAUAAUAUAUUUUAUUGAGGAAACUGUCCAGAACACUCGGUGUGAGGUUCAGGAGUGGCGGCUGCCUCAGCUGCGCGCAGCAACACCCUCUUUCCAGCUCCUCCACACCUGCCUCAGCCUGCUCACCGGCUGUCAAAUAUGAUGAAAGCAACCACUUACUAUGAUGUUUUGGGGAUCAAACCCAGUGCCACCCAGGAAGAAGUGAAAAAGGCAUAUAGGAAGCUGGCCUUAAAGUACCACCUUGAUAAGAAUCCAAUAGAAGAAGAGAAGUUUAAACAGAUUUCUCAAGCUUACGAAGUGCUCUCUGAUGCAAAGUUAAGGGAUGCGUAGUGAUAAAGGAGGAGACCAAGCAAUUAUGGAAGGUGGAGGUGGUGGUUGUUUUGGUUCCCCCAUGGACAUCUUUGAUACGUUUUUGGUGGAGAAGGAAGGAUGCAGAGAGAAAGGAGAGGUAAAAACAUUGUGCAUCAGCUCUUCGUAACCUUAGAAGACUUAGAUAAUAGUGCAGCGAGGAAACUAGCUCUACAAAAGUAUGUGAUUUGUGAUCAAUGUGAAGGUCAAGGUGGUAAGAAAGGAGCAGUAGAGUGCUGUCCCAAUGGCUGAGGAACUGGAAUGCAAGUAAGCAUUCAUCAGAUCGGCCCUGGAAUGGUUCAGCAAAUUCGGUCUGUGUGCAUGGAGUGCCAGGGCCAUGGGGAAAGGAUCAGUCCAAAAGUUUGAUGCAAAAGCUGCAACAGAAGGAAGAUAGUUUGAGAGAAGAUUCUAGAAUUUCAUAUUGAAAAAUGGCCAGAAGAUAACAUUCCAUGGUGAAGGAGACCAGGACCCAGGGCUGGAGCCAGGAGAUAUUAUCAUUGUUUUAGAUCAGAAGGACCAUGCUGUUUUCGCUUGACGAGGAGAACGCCUUUUCAUGUGUAUGGAUAUACAGCUGGAUGAAACAUUGUGUGGCUUCCAAAAGCCAAUAGCUACUCUUGACAACCGAACCAUAGUCACCAGCUCUCAUCCAGGUCAGAUUGUCAAGCAUGGAGAUACCAAGUGUGUAUUAAAUGAAGGCAUGCCAAUUUAUCGUAGACCAUAUGAAAAGGGUCGCCUAAUCGUGGAAUAUAAGGGAAACUUUCCUAACAAUGGCCUUCUCUCUCCUGAUAAACUCCCUUUCCUGGAAAAACUGCUUCCUGAAAGGAAGGAAGUAGAAGAGACUGAUGAAAUGGACCAGGUAGAACGGGUGGACUUUGAUCCAAAUCAAGAAAGAAUGCACCAUUACAAUGGAGAAGUAUAUGAGGAUGAUGACCAUCAUCCUAGGGGUGGUGUUCAGUGUCAGACCUCUUAAUGGGUCCAGGGAAUAACACUGCUGGCAUUUUAUAUACAGUAGUGAAUGAGUGAAGGACUGUAACCAUAAUAUGCUCACUACUUGCUAUUGUUUUUGUUUUAAUAUUCAAGUAUAGUAGUGUUUUAAAAGUUAAAUGAAGAAUAAACUCAAAUA
Messenger RNA from Myotis brandtii (Brandt's bat), 5239 nucleotides. RefSeq names its product zinc finger protein 883-like. Lineage: Eukaryota; Metazoa; Chordata; Mammalia; Chiroptera; Vespertilionidae. Gene Ontology annotation, biological process: regulation of transcription by RNA polymerase II. The coding region runs from base 190 to 1926 and encodes 578 amino acids. The transcript has 3 exons. The record is from RefSeq and is a predicted model, not a curated record. Gene Ontology annotation, molecular function: DNA-binding transcription factor activity; RNA polymerase II cis-regulatory region sequence-specific DNA binding.